Messenger RNA from Amaranthus tricolor (Joseph's coat), 1936 nucleotides. RefSeq names its product vesicle transport protein GOT1-like. The record is from RefSeq and is a predicted model, not a curated record. Gene Ontology annotation, biological process: retrograde transport, endosome to Golgi; endoplasmic reticulum to Golgi vesicle-mediated transport. The transcript is spliced from 7 exons. Bases 192 to 614 code for a protein of 140 amino acids. Lineage: Eukaryota; Viridiplantae; Streptophyta; Magnoliopsida; Caryophyllales; Amaranthaceae.
CAUUGGCAAUACAACGUGCAAUAUUCCAGUUGUUAUAACUUCCAAAUACCGCCUCGCCUGUCCCAUUUCUUCUUCUCCCCAUUGCAAACCUCAUUUCUACAUUUUUUCCACGCUUACCCUAAUUCUCCCUCUUUCAUCCUCCUCCAUUUACAGCUACUCAAUUCUUUCUAUUUGAUCACUGGAGUUGAAAAAUGGUGUCAUUUGAGAUGGAUGAUAGAAAAAAGAUUGGACUGGGGUUGACUGGAUUUGGCAUUUUCUUUACCUUUUUGGGGGUCAUGUUAUUGUUUGACAAGGGAUUGCUUGCCAUGGGAAAUAUCCUCUUCUUGUCCGGUGUGGCAUUGACCAUUGGGCUAAAAUCGACACUUGAGUUUUUCACAAAACCUCAAAAUUUCAAGGGAACAAUAUCGUUUGGGGCUGGUUUCUUUUGUGUUGUUAUUGGCUGGCCUAUUAUAGGCAUGCUGUUGGAAUUGUAUGGAUUCAUUGUGCUUUUCAGUGGGUUCUGGCCUACUAUUGCAGUUUUUGUACAGAAGAUACCUAUUCUAGGUUGGGUGUUGCAACAUCCACUCUUUAAAUCUUUGAUUGACAGAUUCCGUGGAAAACGGGUACCAGUAUGAACCUAAGGAUAAAUUGUAACAGCCAAGCAAGCUGCUGAAUAGCAUUUUUUUUCCCUUUAGGGCUGUGGGAGUGUUGUCCGAAGCUGUAAUAUUUUUUAGUGUUCUUUAGUGCUGUAGUGUCAUCAUUUUUUGUAGUCACUGGUUAAAAUAUGCCCACUCUCAUGAGACGGAUAGUUCAUCAAUAUUUCUUCAAACAAAUUACUGUUGUGCACAGCUCGAGCCAACAUGUGAAUGGCAUGGGCAAAUGCGGCAUGGCUUGAAACAACCCAUACUUUGGAUUGGCCUAACGCGGUGCACGAAUAUUUGUGCUCCUGGGUGCCACUUUCAGACUAAUAAAAAAUAGGCAUGGCGCGGUACAUGCAGACUUGCCCACCAUUUGGCCUGCAGAUGGACCGGUUCACUUGUCACGGCGGUAAGGCAAGCUUGAUACAAAUCAAACUAGCUAAGGCAACUACUACUAAAUUAUAUACCUUAAAUAAAAAGAUAUACAUUUUUACAUCGUUUAUUCUGUUGGUGUGAGUAAGACAUUUUGGUAGAUUUCUCAUCAGAUAUAUUUUCUACAGUUGUUAUUAUAGCUUAUAGUAAUAUCGUUACAAGAGUACAUUAGAUAUUGCAUCAUCAAGAGAAACCGUCUGGAGCAAUUGGGCAAAAUAUUAGGAGAUAUCAGAUAGUCUAGAUAAAUAACUGUGAUUUGUAAUAUUGUCAAAUCACUCUUGCAUGGAUGAAUUUAAUAGGUUAGGAUUUUUAGGGUUUUAAUUUGUUUUUUUAUUUUAUUUACUUUAUUGGUACUUGUUUUUUUGUAGUGACUUAUAAAUCACGGUGAUUGAUUAGGAAUUUUUAAAAUAUUUGUCCUAUUACCGAACUGUAAAGUUAUUUAAGGUUAUCAUGACCUCAAAGUUAUAAUCACAAAACUAUAUUCUGUGAUCGUUACUGAAAACUUAGAUUUUCUCCUAUGAACAGAGCACUAAGCAUGUCGAAAACAUUAGCUAGCAGAGGCGAGGGUUAAUAUCCACCAAAUGAAAGUUGAAUUAGGACCAAGAUCAAUGAUAUGGACUAAUCGAAUCAAAUCUGCAUAUAGAGAACUGACUUUAGUUGUGGUUCUCCUUUGUUAGAGCCUUAGAGGAGAUUCACUUCCCUUCUCCAAGAACCCUAAUUCAUACAUAAAUUGCUUGUAAUAUUUCAAUCACCCAUCAAUAUACUAACAUCAUGAUUAACGAUUCUUUCCACAUACAAAUUCUUUAUCUUCUGAUUACUUCCGUUACUGCGAUCAAGGUUAUCUUACUAUUCGACCGACAUUUAGGCGUGAUGAUAAUUGCAUUAUU